AAGUCGAGGGAGAAAGAGCAUCAUCGAGUCGGUGCAAAGUGCAAACUAUCCGAAGCUUGCUUCUCUUUCAGGUCAUCGUCAGGUUGCGAUUAAAGCCCUACCGAUUACAGACUCCGGAACCCUCCUCCUCAGUUCCCUGUCGAUUUGGAUCCAUGGCUUCCGCCGCGGCUCGAUUCUUCUCCGCAAACCGCGCCCUCCACGGCGCCUCUCGGGCGAUAAGGGCGAGUCCGCCGACUGCAGCGUUCUGCCAUGCCUCUGCCAAAAUCUCGGUUGGAUUGCCCAUUCCAGUGCCUCUAGAUCUCAAUUUUGCUGUCAAAUUACGCAAAUACGUCGGUGUUGUGUCGAAACCAGUCAGAACUCCCGGCGCAGCUUAUGCCACUGCUGCCACGGAGAAGAGCAUCUAUGAUUUCACCGUAAAGGAUAUCGAUGGAAAGGAUGUUUCUCUGAGUAAAUUCAAAGGGAAAGUUUUGUUGUUUGUUAAUGUUGCUUCACAAUGUGGCUUGACAUCAUCCAAUUACACAGAGCUCUCUCAUAUUUAUGACAAGUACAAAACACAAGGUUUUGAGAUUCUUGCCUUCCCGUGCAAUCAAUUUGGAGGCCAAGAGCCUGGAUCAAACUCAGAGAUUAAAGAAUUUGCCUGUACAAGGUUCAAAGCGGAAUAUCCUAUUUUUGAUAAGAUUGAUGUUAAUGGACCAAAUACUGCACCGCUGUAUCAGUUUCUCAAAUCCAGCGCAGGAGGAUUUCUGGGUGGUCUUAUAAAGUGGAACUUUGAAAAGUUCUUGGUUGAUAAGAAUGGAAAAGUGAUGGAAAGAUAUAUGCCAACAACUUCCCCCUUCCAGAUUGAGAAGGAUAUCCAGAAACUCCUUGCGGUAUAGGUAACUCUAUCCACGCAACUGCAAAUCAAGCGCCAUAACAUGCUUUAUCGAAAUUUUGGCCCCCUGAGGCGUUUCUGGGGUCACAGGGUCCCCUGAUAAAGCUUCAUUAUAGUAACAUGCUUGUAUUUCCUUGGUAAACGUCACAAGUAUCUUGUGCCUCUUCCAUCAUAUCAGAUCCGCUUACAAAUGAAAUUUUCAGCUACUAAAACCUCAAUGCGUAUUUGUUGAACUGGAAGACAUAAUUUACAAGCUUCUUUAGAAUAAAUUAAGAAGUAAUUUGUAUAUACGAUAUUGUCUCGUUUGCGAUUAAGGAAAUUAUUGCCUCUGAUUCUA
Messenger RNA from Zingiber officinale, 1208 nucleotides. RefSeq names its product probable phospholipid hydroperoxide glutathione peroxidase. The record is from RefSeq and is a predicted model, not a curated record. Lineage: Eukaryota; Viridiplantae; Streptophyta; Magnoliopsida; Zingiberales; Zingiberaceae. The coding region runs from base 153 to 875 and encodes 240 amino acids. The transcript is spliced from 6 exons. Gene Ontology annotation, biological process: response to oxidative stress. Gene Ontology annotation, molecular function: glutathione peroxidase activity.